This is a messenger RNA of Diorhabda sublineata, 360 nucleotides long. RefSeq lists its product as uncharacterized. The record is from RefSeq and is a predicted model, not a curated record. Lineage: Eukaryota; Metazoa; Arthropoda; Insecta; Coleoptera; Chrysomelidae. The transcript has a single exon. Bases 1 to 360 code for a protein of 119 amino acids.
AUGAAUCUCCAACUGGCGAAGCACAAGAUUGAGGCAGUGCUUAUUAACAGCAGAAAAGCAGUAGAGACAAUCAAGCUGAUAGUCGGUACACAAGAAAUCACAUCACAACCGUAUAUCCGAUAUCUGGGAGGGAUGCUUGAUGCCCGACUCAACUUCAAGCAGCAGGUAGAACACGUCACUGCCAAAGCAUCGGUAGUAAGAGCUAAUCUCGCAAGACUGAUGCCUAACGUCGGUGGCCCAAAGCAGAGCAGAAGACUACUAUUAUCAUCAGUUGUCACAUCGGUGCUCACUUAUGGAAUAUCCAUUUGGGCAGAUGCGCUGGAGCUGCAAGGAGAAAGGCUGGACCAGUAUAUCGUCUAA